Tilletiaria anomala UBC 951 is the source of this 2354-nucleotide messenger RNA. RefSeq lists its product as uncharacterized. The transcript has 4 exons. The record is from RefSeq and is a predicted model, not a curated record. Bases 152 to 2149 code for a protein of 665 amino acids. NCBI's taxonomy places the organism in Eukaryota, Fungi, Basidiomycota, Exobasidiomycetes, Georgefischeriales, Tilletiariaceae.
GGCAGGUCCUUUGGGUGACAGUUGCGAGUCUGGUACCAACGCUUCCCUCGACAAGUAGUGCAACGGAUGCCGCCCUUGUUCCAGAUAUCCGUCGCAUCUCCUCUGCUGGUGACCUUUCAAAGUAAGCCUCCGACCGUGAGAUGCGCCCGAAAUGUCCCAGAGAGACCGCCUCUUUCAGUCCUUGAACCUGGCUCGUCAGCAGGUCCUUGACGGCGUGGAAGAGUUCCGCGAUGGUGUCACACAGCGAUUCGAUGGCCCACUGGGGUCACGACUGCAACCUCAAUCGCGAGCGAGUGGCCCUCCGUCGUCAACAGCACAUGGGCAAGGAGCAUCGGACUUGCAAAGGAAUAACACGCUCCCGCUGUACUCGAGUCGCAACACUGGGCCCCCCGUACCAGCGCAAGCGUUGCAUGCUCCUCCUGGCCAGAGUCAACGUGAAGUCGAUGUAAUGAGGGCUUCGUCUAGGCGGGCAGGGGGCCGGUCUGAGACGGGUGCAGCUGGCGUGGAUGGGCUCAAAACGGUGCACACGUACAGUGGGGCGGGGGGAAGGGCCAUACUAGAAUUGCACACAGCUCCUCAGCAGACACCAACGUACAUGGGAGGCUCAGUGGAAAGAGGCAGAGGCGCCAUGGUCGGCCGACUUUGCUUCACUCCCAAACCGCAGGAAAAGAUAUCGCACAUCACGCUAAAGCUCAAAGCUGUCGUCCGCGUGCGUGUGCCGGUAGUCAAUCCGAACGCACCCGGUCCGGCUCAGAUCGCCGCGCGUAGCCCAGUUGUUGAGCAGACGAUGGAGAGGGAGGUGCUGCUGCUUCAGCUGGAACAGAGUUUGUACCAGGCUCGACCUGACAACAAGGAAAAGUAUUUCGAAAUGCCUGCCUCGGCCGCUCACGACUCGACGGUCACCUGGCCCUUUCAAUUCGACAUACCAGUGGAGGACAGAGGCGGAAGGGCUUUCCCAGUGUCGUACGUGCUCAUGGGCGAUGAAGCGGCCCGGCCUCAGCCGAAAGGAUACGAGCCGAGAGGCGCAUCACUCAUCUCAGUCGGUCGAGGGCUUCUGUCGUCGCUCAAGAACGUCGGCCAGUCGGCUGCAGACGCGAACGAGUGGGCAUCCGUCAAGUGGUAUCUCAAGGCGACCAUCGGUCGGCCCGGGAUGCUGGAGACAAACGAUCGCAUCUUUGCACCGUUUACCUAUCUUCCACCGCCGCCCCGCAACAUGUUCGAGCUGCUCGAUCGAAGAGCACGGACGCCUGCGCAAUUGCGGGAGAACACGCCGUUUGAGCAGUUGAUGGAGAGCUCAAGGACGUGGCAGGCGAUCGACAUUGGCACAGAUGGCGCUGAGAAAGCCAGGCCGGGGCUGCUGGGGUCGCUUUUCGGGGUGUCGGGUAGAGCAAAGCAAAUGAGCGAUUGGACGCUGGAAAUGCCCAGCAGCCCGGCGGUCUUUACGUUGCAGGGAUCGAUACCAUUCUACAUCUGCUCCAAGGCGCCACGGGAGCUAGGUGCACCCCUUAUCAUCUCUCUGUUCAAAAGGAUUACGCUGGUAUCAAGGUCGACGCAGGGCUCUGACGUUCGCAAAGUCUGUGGAGCGCGCAUCGCCACGUCGCCAACAGUAUUAAAGUCCCAGCGGUCGGGCGUCGUGACGUAUCGAUGGAAAGGCGUGCUGGAUAUCCCACCGACGUGUGGCCCGUGCUUUGACAGCCAGAUCCUAUCGUUGGAGUACUUCAUCGGUAUUCAAGAGCGGCUAGACACGCCGUGCAUCUACGCAAAGCCGAUCGUACUCAUGUGCGCACCGCCACGUCUCAUUUGCACCAGCGCGCCUUCUCCAGCUACGGGAACACUGGCACAGCUGGCUGUCAGUUCUGGCUCAGGCUUGGGUACUGGCAGCGAAAAGGCUCGGCCGACAGCUGCUCCUCAGGCUCCGCCGCAUUGGCCUGAUGCAGCCACCGCUUCUUCCUCUGCGGCACCAACUCCACCGCCGCCGCCGCAUUCGGCUCCAGAUUCCGAAACUAACACCGCAUCGUCCGCAACAUCGCAGGCACCCUUGCCACUCUCGGACGAAGCUGGUCUCUUCGACGAGCUCAACGUCGAGGGUAUGCAAGUCGACUUACCUCCAUCAUACUUUGAGGCUACGGGCUUCCGAGACGCAGACUGAUCUGUUUGUGAAUGGUGGCAGAGCAAAGGCCACAAAGUCGGCUCGACGCGGGCGGUUCCUGGCUCGACACUUCGACGUUCAACGCAACGCUGUGGCGCAUGUCUUCUCGACAUUGCCGCCCACCCUGUACCUUCUACCUUACACUGGCUCUGCUCAAGGCCCACGUCAUGUACUUUAUGAUUCCGUGUAGCAUGGACAUUGGUCU